Molecule: messenger RNA, 993 nt
Organism: Penicillium angulare
Lineage: Eukaryota; Fungi; Ascomycota; Eurotiomycetes; Eurotiales; Aspergillaceae
Product: MCP1 family protein
Exons: 2
Coding region: 1-993 (330 amino acids)
Biological process (GO): mitochondrion organization; lipid homeostasis
Cellular component (GO): mitochondrial outer membrane
Source: RefSeq, a predicted model, not a curated record
AUGGAGUCUCCAGAUUCAAAACCGUUGGACGCGGAGGUCAAGUCUAUCAUCUCCAUGCAAGAACUGGAUCCUUCGCCUGUGGACGAUUUAUCUCCGGACACAGAGACCGAGCAAUACUUCCCUAGUCCAGAAGAGAAUAAGCCGCGACGAACAUGUGGAUUUACAGCACCGACAUUGGGUUUGCGACCUCAUCGAUGGGAUGCAUUGUUAUCCGGUCUGCAAAAAUACUCGACGUAUCCACCAACCAUGUUCUUUGUCUUGCAUUUUGCCAAUACAGCCCUCAUUCCGCUGGUGACCCGAUCAGUACCUGCCAGUGAGCCCUAUCUCCUGCUCACGCGACCAGUCUACCAAGCUCCUGGAUUGGAACAUAUCGUCCUCACACUCCCAAUCAUCACCCACAUCGUAUCGGGCAUUGCCCUCCGCAACGUCCGAUCCUCACGACGCGCAAGGCUAUAUGGAGCGGAAACUCGUGCGAUGCGAAGUCGACUUACCUGGUGGCCUCGCUUCUCGCUACAGGCCCGUUCCGGAUAUCUCCUCGCCCCGCUGAUUGGACUACACGCCCUGGUGAACCGUGUUACACCAUUGAUGAUUGAGGGUGGUAGCUCUGGCGUGGGACUAGGCUAUGCGGCUCAUGGAAUCGCACGUAGCCCUGUGUUCUGGAACAUUUUCUAUCUGGUGUUUGUCACUGCCAGUGUUUGGCAUUUCAUUGGUGGCUGGGCAACCUGGAUGGGCUGGAGAGUCACAACUGCGCGGAAGCAACAUACCAGCAAGGGAUCAUUGGAGGGCUUACUAGGUUAUCCCGAGAACCAUGAUCGUGUCAAGCGACAGCGCAAGAUGUGGUGGAUGGUCAAUGGUAUUGCCGCUGCUGGUGCUGCCUUUUGGCUUGCCGGCGCCCUUGGAAUCGUUGGGCGUUCUGGUGAAGGUGCUGGAUGGGAAGCACAAGGAUGGAAUGAAUUGUAUAGCCAAGUGCCCAUUAUUGGCGAUUGGUUAUAA